Molecule: messenger RNA, 1044 nt
Organism: Didymodactylos carnosus
Lineage: Eukaryota; Metazoa; Rotifera; Eurotatoria; Philodinida; Philodinidae
Source: the annotation of a GenBank genome assembly
AUGUCUGCAGCAGUCACAUCAGUUGAUAGCAUUCCUCAAGUAUUAUCUGGCCUAAGGACAGCAUUUAACUCAGGCAAAACAAAAUCUCUGAAAUGGCGUAAGGAACAAUUAGAAGGUUUGUUAUUAUUAUUUGAUGAACAAAAGAAUUUAUUUGCCUCUGCGGCGAAAGCAGAUUUUCAUCGACCAGAACACGAAACAUUAAUGUUUGACUGUGCAUCAAUUCGUUCUGAGUGUGUAUAUGCAUUAAAUCAUAUUGAUGAAUGGGUUAAAGAUGAAAAAAAGUCAGAUGCACUUUUAUUUGCAAAUAUGGAUAAAUAUGUUCAAAGUGAACCAUAUGGUGUCAGUUUAAUUAUUGGCGCUUGGAAUUAUCCAUUUUUGGUGACGCUUGUUCCACUUGUAGGUUCGAUAGCAGCUGGUAAGAACAGAUCAGAUUCAAGCGUGAUAGUUAUUUAGGCAGUUAUGGGGAAUCGUCAAUCGUUAUUUCCUUGACUUUAGUCUAAGGUCUUACAAAAUGGUUGUCUGUAUGUGCGAAAAAUAUAAGGAAAAAUCGCUGUCCGAUAUUUCUUGGAUAAGUCAAUCAUAAGGGAGAAGAAUAGAAGGUUUUUGUUUUUUAAACACUAGAGAGGUAAGGUGACCUCAUCUCACCUCCGGGUGUACCCGGGAGAGAAAAUAUUUAAAGAGGUCGCUUGAAAUAUCUACUGAAGCAGAGGAAAAAAGCUAAGUAAACUUUUCCUGUACACUGUAAUUUGGAAUUAUUUUCUACCUUAUAGAAAAUCGAUCUGGAAAAUCAUCAAGAAUUGACUAACUUUUAUAAAAUCCUCAGCGAUUUUCUGACUGUUUAGAAAGUGUGGAUUUUCUAAACAGUUGAUUCUGAAUUAACUUUUCUCAUUUGCCAGAAAAUCGAUAAGGAUUUUCUAUAGAGUAAGUUGGGGUAAUUCUGGACAGCCUCUCGAAUUUUCACAGUAUUUUGAGCGUACCUGAAGCAUUUUUACUCGGGAAAAAACGACACUUCGCAGGUAGAUAGACCGAACAUUUCUCUAUCUA